UCUGUUUACUUUUUUUUUUUUUUUCCAUUGUGAAUCCACCGUCAACUCGGCGGAAACACAACUCGAUCGUGUUUUGUCAACACUACGAUUUUUUUAACAACAAGCGAACAUGCGCAGAUGACGUUUAUCUAUGACUAUCCUAGGUGCUAGGUCUGGCAGCGAAGGUGUGUUAGCCUGAAUUUUUUGUGUUACAUAUUUCUGCCUUGCAUUAUGGAACACGCAUCGAUUUGGUUUGGUUGAUUAUGUAGCUACGAACAUCAUCUGACGUCAGGGGUACAGGCGCCGGUCCUUGUAGCUCAUGCAUGUUGCUGGAGGCAGCACAGCACAGCACGACUCGGACCAAGCAUCGUCAGAGCUGUGUCCUGAAGCCACGACACUCGGAGAGGACAACGCUUCCUCCGAUGACAGAGAUGCCCCCGGCAACGCGUCCCUGUAUGCGGGCGGCACGUCGCCGCGCUGCGUGGACGGCAACGGCAACGCCAGCGACGGCGCGGGAGUGACAGUGGUGCACCGGCCGCUGUGCAACGGGAACGGGGCGGGGAGUGAUGGGGCCGACGAGGAGGGACACGGCCGGCAUGCCUCGGGGGAGGUCGGGGACGAGGAGGAAGCCGGUGCGGAAGUGUCGGUGGUGCGCGGGGCGUGUUGCAACGGGAACGGGGCGGCGGCUGGCGAGGGGAGCCCCGGGACGCAGCGGGCGCGACACCGCCGGCUGGCCGCCGGGACGGGCAGCCGCCUGGUGGUGACCAACCACGGCGGAGUGCUCCGGCUGGGGCAACAGGAGAGGCUGCGACUGCAGUGGCACAUUCAGGACCCGGUCAGCCCCGGCGACUGGAUCGCGCUCUGUAACUUAGAUGAGGACGACCCGUCCCGCUCGCUGGCGUGCCUGAGCGACGCGGCCUUCGGCACUGCGGCCGGCGAGGCCAUGUGGCUGCUGGACCUGUCGCCGCCCGCCCUCGCGCACCAAGACUGCGGCAAGCUGCUGUGUUUCCGCUACUACAGCGGCGUGACGCUGGCGUGCCUGGCGCAGUCGGAGCCGGCGGCGGCGCAGUUGCGCGACAUGGGCGGCCGCGGCCGGCGGCGCGAGCUGCAGGCGGACGUGCUGCGCCUGCUCGCGCCCAGCUCGGAGAGCGACUCGGAGCCCGAGGCCGCCGCCGACGCGCGCCGCCACCGCGCGCUCAGGAAGAAGUCGCUCGCGAACGGCCACCGGCGCGCCGCCGACGAGUCGGACAACUCCGACGGCGCGGCGUCGGCCGACCUGCAGACGUGGAACUCGCACGAGUGCGCGCGGGGCUCGCUGGAGCCGCGGUACUACCCCAUCUGGACCGGGGCCUCGGUGUACGAGACGCUGUACCCGCUGCGCGACGACCCGCCGCCGCCGCCGCUGCCGCCGCGCGCCUUCCCGCCGCGUGCGCCCGCGCAGCACCGGCCCUUGGAGCGCACCCGCGCGCUCUUCCCCGGGGACCCGCCCGAGGUGUGCCGCCGCCACAAGCCCGCCACGCCCUCGCUGCCGCCCCGGCCGCGCAGGCCCGUCAACCCCGAGGACGCCUUCGCCUUCGAGAUCGUCGACACGGACGAGCUGAGGGACGACGCGGCGGGGGCUUCCAGCCAGGACGAGGACCGCCCAGCGCGCCCCGCGCAACUGUCUGUGGGAGCUGCCACCCCCCCGGCGGGCGCGCCGCUCGCCACCCCCGAGCAGGACGGCAGCCUCAUGGACAGCUCCUCCGCCGAGAACCUGCUGGACGACGACGAGGACUCGGUGUUCAUGACCCGCGAGGAGGAGGGCGCCGUGGGGGCGGUGCUGCUGGCCUUCCAGCAGAGCGUGAGCCCGCCGGACCUGCAGCCCUCCGUCGUGCUCACGGCCGUGGAGCCCUGCCCCUGCCCCUCGCCCCAGGAGCCCGCGGAGGCCUCGCUGCUGUCCGUCCCCGCGCCGCCGUCCCCGCCGCUAGCCUCGCCCGCCUCUCCCCACUCCGCCGCCACGGACUGCAGCACCAGCUCGUCGGGCGCCAGCACCAUGGUGCGCAGCAACCACAGCUCGAGCACAGACUCGCUGGCGGAGCCCCAGGAGCUGUCGCCGUCCAGGAGCCACAAGCCCCUGUCCCGGCAGGCGAGCCACCCGCCCUUCCCGCUGCUGCGCCAGUGCCCGCCCACGCCGACCCACCACGCGCGGCCCGUGGAGCCCGCGGCGUCCCAGGCGCGCGUCCCUGCGCUCGGGCACCUGGCGUCCACCCGCCUGCCCUCCAUCCCCGAGCGCACCGCGCGCAGCCAGCGCCUGGAGCUGCCCGCCGACGAGGAGAGCCUGCCCCCCUACUGGGAGGCGAGGAUCGACAGCCACGGCCGCAUAUUCUACAUCGACCACGUGAACAGGAUGACGACGUGGCAGCGCCCCACCUCCAGCUCCGGCACCCGCGCGCGGCCAAUCAGCAACGAGUUGCAGAGACAGCAGUUGGAUCGCAGGUACCAGAGCAUCAGGCGCACCAUCACGUCACGGCGGCUGGAGGCGGACGACGCCGCGCCGGACUCUGCCGGCGGCUCGGAGCCGCAGCAGCAAGGCGCCGUGCACCACAUGCCGGCCGUCAAGUUCAUCUGCCGGCCUGACUUCUUCUCCAUCCUGCACACCAACCAGGAAGCGCUGGUGCUGUACAAUCGCCACACCUCGCUGAAGCACAUGCUGUCGAAGAUACGGCGUGACCCACACGCCUUUGAGCGCUACCAGCACAACCGGGACCUGGUGGCGCUCGUCAACAUGUUUGUGGACGCCUUGCGAGACCUUCCGCGCGGCUGGGAGACCAAGUUCGACAGGAACGGCAAGCAAUUCUUCAUUGACCAUACGUCCAAGACCACCACUUUCAUUGACCCACGCGUGCCCACCGAAUGUCCCUACCUGAACCCCCACAAGCUCAUGUUGCCCGGCACGAGGAGACGGAGCCGCAGUGCGGGCGAGGAGGAGCUGGGCCACUCGCGGGCCCCGGUGCCGCCUCCGCGCCCGCCGCUCGGCUGCGCCUGCGCGGUGAGCCACGCGGCUGUGCCCCCCGCGCCGCGCGGCCCCCCCCGCCCGGAGAUCCCCACCGCCUACAACGAGAAGGUGGUGGCGUUCCUGCGGCAGCCCAACAUCGUGGACAUCCUGAAGGAGCGGCACCCAGCCGUGGGCACCGCGCAGAGCCUGCGCGACAAGAUCAACGCCGUGCGCGUGGACGGCACGCUGGCGCUGGACCGCCUCAGCGACGACCUGGACCUCACCAUCCUGCUGAGCCUGUUCGAGCAGGAGAUCAUGAGCUACGUGCCUGCGGUGCCCCCGGCCGCGCGCUCUCCCCGGGGCUCGCCCCAGCUGUCCCCGCAGGCGUCCCCGGGCCUGUCGCGGGCCAACGCCCGGGCCCCGGCGCCCUACCGCCGCGACUUCGAGGCCAAGCUGCGCAACUUCUACCGCAAGCUGGAGUCCAAGGGCUACGGCCAGGGCCCCAGCAAGCUCAAGCUGCACAUCCGGCGAGACCACCUGCUGGAGGACGCCUUCAACAAGAUCAUGGCGGCCUCCAAGAAGGACCUGCAGAAGAGCAAGCUGUACGUGACGUUCGACCGCGAGGAGGGCCUGGACUACGGCGGGCCGUCGCGCGAGUUCUUCUUCCUGCUGUCCCGGGAGCUGUUCAACCCCUACUACGGCCUGUUCGAGUACUCCGCCAACGACACGUACACCGUGCAGGUGUCGCCCAUGUCCGCCUUCGUCGACAACCACCACGAGUGGUUCCGGUUCAGUGGGCGUGUCCUGGGCUUGGCCCUGGUGCACCAGUACCUUCUGGAUGCCUUCUUCACCCGCCCCUUCUACAAGGCCCUGCUCAGGCUGCCGGUGUCGCUGAGCGACCUGGAGUCGCUGGACGCGGAAUUCCACCAGAGCCUGCUGUGGAUCAAGGAGAACGACAUCACGGGCGACCUGCUGGACCUCACCUUCGCCGUCACCGAGGAGGUGUUCGGCCAGGUGGUGGAGCGCGAGCUCAAGCCGGGCGGCCGCAACGUCAACGUCACCGAGAAGAACAAGAAGGAGUACCUGGAGCGCGUGGUGCGCUGGCGACUGGAGAGGGGCGUCGCGGACCAGACCGAGUCCCUGGUGCGGGGCUUCUACGAGGUGGUGGACCCCCGCCUGGUGUCGGUGUUCGACGCGCGGGAGCUGGAGCUCGUCAUCGCGGGCACGGCCGAGAUCGACCUGGCCGACUGGCGCAAGAACACAGAGUACAGAUCAGGCUACCACGACAACCACCCGGUGAUCCAGUGGUUCUGGACGGCCAUCGAGAGGUUCAGCAACGAGCAGCGGCUGCGGCUGCUGCAGUUCGUGACGGGCACGUCCAGCAUCCCGUACGAGGGCUUCUCCGCGCUGCGCGGCAGCACGGGCCCGCGCAAGUUCUGCGUCGAGAAGUGGGGGAAGCCCAACAGCCUGCCCCGAGCACACACGUGUUUCAACCGCUUGGACCUUCCCCCGUACCCAACGCCGGAAAUCCUGUACGAGAAACUGUUGCUGGCCGUCGAAGAGACGAACACUUUCGGGAUCGAGUGAGCUCGUGGGCCGCGGCAGACUCGUCGCUGCAUAACUGGGAAGGUUGGCAGCUGUGACUGAGAAGUAGUGUGUUUCGACGUGGUGGCAGCACGCGCUUCACGCGGGCGGUUCCUGCAGUUUAAACCAAAGAUGGACGAAUGUGUGGUUUAGCUUUUGCUUCCCCCCCACCACGCUGCGCAAUGUUGCGUUCCUGUGACAACUUGCUUCUGGUCAGUCUAGUUCGUGCUCCCACGCCACGCAGGUCGAUUCAUCCGCUGCACGUUUUUUAUCUCGGCAUCUCCUAUGCGUCCGAGUUGUUUGCGAGUCAUUUCUGGUUAGUGUUAUUUAUUCUUGUUGUGUUGUCACGUUACGGGCAGCUGCGUUAUAACCAAAGUUUUUUUUUUAAUGUAAUAUGUUCCUAUGUGUUCGUCCUCAGCUGAAUUUGAUGAGGGGUGUGUAGAAAAACUCGUCCGUCAUAAGCCAAAAUGUGCUAAAUUAUUGACUUUUCUGGUGUUUUAAAUUAAUGGUGAAGUAAUUUAUUGACUAUCUAUAUGCUCUCUACAAAUUUUAUUUUAGGAUAUUGUGUACAAACAGUCACUUUUUUGACGGUUCCUGCGUAAUUAGUCAAAAUACAAGACCUUUUCAUCCCUGAAUCAGCAAUUUGUGUUAAAUUUUAUAUUUUUAAGGGUGUUUUAACACGUGUAGUUUUUGAGUACUUGCCAUGUUUAUUUUAUCGCCACGAAAAUGCUGUAGGUGCAGUUUUUUUUUUUAAUUGACAUGGUACUUGUGUGUAUGGUGUUAUUUGUCCUACGUCAGAUUGUAGCCUGUUGGAAGCUUCAGAAAAGUGAUUUAUUAUAUCAAGUCAGUAUAUUGUGGCCAGUGAAGUGAACCGCUCAGUAGAAGUACCGUUUCUGAAUGUUGCUACAGAGACUAAGAGCCGAAUGAAAAUUACGUUUGCGUGCAGUUAAGUACAUAGUGUGGGACAUUGGAACCCCUGUUUACUCUCCUCCAAGGAGCAGAUAACAUUUCUUGAAUAAAGAUAAAAUUAUUUAUGUGCCAGGUAUGAUGCUGAUCACAAUUAAUUUGCCAAUUAUUGUUUUCAUCGCCACUGCUAUAUUGUAACAUUGACGAAGCACUGAAACAUAGUUUAAAGUAAUCAAAUUGUAUCCUGCACAAAUAUUAAACCUUUAAAUGUACGAAAUCAAAGGGUCUAAAUUUGGGGUUUUACCAUAUAAAGGAAUACACAAAACUGUGAUUUUUUUUAAAGUUUUGGCAAUGACUUUUGUGUAGAUUUGUGAGUGAACGAAAAUGGUAAGGCACGUUUAAAACUUUGGAAACUUGAUUACACAGUUUUCUUCCCUUGUAAUAUUAAAUAUUAAAUGCCGUGCUUUUAUUUAUAAGAAUCAAUACAAUGAAUUUAAAUCAAAAUAUUAAAAUAUAUUUCACUAUCUUAGUUUUGAACUAAUAGUUACAAUGUUAAGAUAAUUAUGAUACAAUUGAAGAUAUUAUAACUGAUACUAACUCAAAUUCAGGUCUAAAAUAAAAUACAUUUACUGCAUUAAGGAAAAUAUAUGAUGUAAUAAGAGUUAAAACAAAUGUAUGUACAGUAAUAGUCUCUACUUAGAUAUUGUAGGUCAGGGCUGUGUCAAUUUGAUGCUUAAUGUCAGUAACGACUCAUACUAGAUACAUAUGCAGGUAUUUCAAACUGUAUUUUGUGUAGCUGUUUAAAAGCUUGAAGUGUGAAUGAAGUGGUUACAUGGUGUGUGCCAAUUGCCACACAUCAGUGCAGUUAUUGCUGAGUUACGUCGUGAAGUCUACGUUAUAAUUCCCUCUCAAAGUCAUGGAUAUCAUCUGCACUGCCAAUGCGUACAUGGCCAGAAUGCAAUUUCACUACAGUGUAAUUCUUCUGUAGCUAAAUACGAGUUUUAUUAUUCUUUCACCAGCGUUUAUUUCUAUAUUUCAUUAAAAUUCAUUUAACAUGCUGAUUGUAUCAAAUUUUAGAAUUUUUUUAUCAAACAAAUUUAUUUUGCUGGCUCUAAAAUCUUAGUACAUAUAAUUAAUUUAAUAGCGUUGGUCGUGGAAAAAAAUUUGAAAAUGAAAUUUAACAGUUUUAAAUUAAACUUAUAUUUACUAGAACGCAUUAGACUGAUAACAAUGCAAAACAUCAAAAAAUAAACUGGUGUCAAUAUGUGAUGCAAAAAAAGUAUAUUUUAUUAAUUUUUCUUUUACUUUAUGUUGUAGCUUUAUAGUAGCCUUUUUUUUUAUCAUCUGAUAAAUCCACAAUAGCUGGGGAGAAAAUGCUUUAUAUACUUAUUAUGAUUAUGUAAACUAUUUCUUCUAUUCAGUAAAACGUUUUGACCCACCUUGCCAUUAAUUUAACUGAUUCUAGAAGAUAGUUAAAUAUUUAUUGACAAAUGUUCAAAUUGGCACAGCUGUAGCUUAGGUUUUUUGUAGAGUUAAAGAAUUUCAGAUGAAGCUAUUUCAGAUAACUGCAAGUUUUUUGAUCAGAAAAAAAAAUUUUUUUGAGCACACUAUUAUAAUGUGGACGUGUUUGCUGUAAAUCCGGCCAACCAAAGCUUGCCUUCAAAAGAUUUUACACGUGAUUAGAAGAGUGAAGUAUCGAGUAUCGGGUCAAACUUUCAUUUGCGUCCACGUUGAAUCGUUUAGCACUUGGUCGCGUCUUGAGUGGUCGGGUUGCCCUGCUGCGAUGUUCAACCUGUAAGACAACAUUGUCGCAUUGUAUUGUAGGAUGUUUUCUCGAGUCCACGCCUGGCAACCCCGCCAAGAUGCCUCCGAGGGCUUGCUUUGUUCACUCGCCAUUGUGAUAAACGAGAACCUCUCAGGGCUGUGACCAGCAACCGUGGGUUUGCGUAAUGCACCAAGCGUUUCUUGAGUUGGCAGUCCCUCGUCCACCACAUAGUUUGCAUUGUAAAUUCUUUGGUGAGUGUUUUGACUUUAAGCCAUUUAUGUCGUUUUCCCAUUCUCUCGUGUGCUUUUUGUUUUCUAUGUGGUCGAAAGUUAUUGUGUAACACUAUCUUUAUCCAAUCACUAAAGUGACUUUUUAAAAAUAUUGAGUUGUGGGUUUUAGUUUUUAUGAUUUUCUACCUGUAAAAUAUAUUUUUGUUGUGAGUGUUUUAUAAUUGUUAUAUGUAGUAUUUAAAUUAUUAAUGCAACAGUAAUAAUACUUAUUAGAUUCAAAGAAAGAAUGCUUAUGUUUACUGAGAUUAAAAAAUACUCGCAAGCAAAAAUAUGUUAUAGCAUAGGUUUCAACCCUGUACAUCUGAAAUACAAGUCACAAAUUACAAAUCAAUAAUGGUCUUGUAUUUGAAAUUAUCUAAAAAUAAGGUACCUAUGUUUGACAUUCCAGAAUGGUAAACAAAUUUAUUCUGAUUCCUAACAGAAUUUUAUUUUAUUUUUUUUCCCAAUUAUUUUCCCCAUUUAUUAAAUUCAUCUAUAUUUAUUAUAAAAUAUUGAGGAAGUACAUAACUAAGUAUAUUAAGAUUGUGUUGAUGAGUAUUAUGAGAAAACUUCUAAAUGUUAUUUACAUGAUAUUUAUGUUAUUUAAUGAGUCUACUUCUCUCUUUCCCAUAUCCUUCUCUUUUCUACUUCUGUUAUAGAUGGUUUUAUCUUGUUUCUCUGUUUUAGUGAUUUGUGUUAUUUAAUUUAUUUAUUUAAUUAAGAAGCUAGUUUAGAACAAUGAACAUAUUGUCAUGUUACUGUAGUGUUUUUUUAUGUGUUGAAUGUAGUGUAUUUCAAAUGGACAGACAAUUGAUUGUACAAAAUGUAAUUGUAAUCAAAUACGUAUAUUCAAUAUAUUUCUGUUGAUAUAUUUAUUUGCUGUUGAGUAAUGUUAUUAAGUUGUGAAGUGACACUACUAUCUGUGCUAGUCAGUAUUUUUAUUUAUUGCAUGUUUGUAAGAGAGUAUGACUGAAAUAGUGAUACACACUGCUCACUUUCACGUUUGCCACAUCUACUGUUUGCUGUUAAUUUAAUACUCGUAUAGGUAUGCACGUUAUGUAUGUGCAUACAAUUGUCUUGAUGUGGGCCAUAUAUCUUUAUCAUCUACAAUGUUUGUUUCACUUUUGGGAAAUUUAUGCUUGGUCAUCAAAAUUUCAUCAUGUCAUAAUAUAUUCAACAAACGAAAAGAACAUUUGUUAUGAACAAAUAAAUUUAAGACUACAGUU
Molecule: messenger RNA, 8703 nt
Organism: Bacillus rossius redtenbacheri
Lineage: Eukaryota; Metazoa; Arthropoda; Insecta; Phasmatodea; Bacillidae
Product: E3 ubiquitin-protein ligase HECW2-like
Biological process (GO): regulation of dendrite morphogenesis; protein polyubiquitination
Cellular component (GO): cytoplasm
Molecular function (GO): ubiquitin protein ligase activity; protein binding
Source: RefSeq, a predicted model, not a curated record